AUGGCUUGCACCUCGUCGACCUCCGCUCUCUCGUGCACAGCAGUUGUCGCACUGACUCCACAAAGCGCCGCGACACGGACCGCUGCAACUCUCAGCUGCAAGAAUGCAUUCGGCAGCAGCCUUCGGCUGACAAGCCGCGCGCGGGCUGCGAGGCCCCAGUCGCAGCGCCGCGUCGCGGUGGUGUCGCCGCGGGCGGUGGACAUUCUGACGUGGGACGAGGCAAAGGAGGCGGUGGACAAAGACGGGUACACCAUCGUGGAUAUCCGUGACGUCACGCAGUACGAUCGCGCCAGGAUUCCCGGAAGCGUUCACAUUCCCGCGUUUAUCCUCAACAACGACAAUGACGUGGGCACGAUAAUUCGACGGGCGGCUCACACGAGCAUGCCCGGCAAUCUGUACGGGCUUGCGUUCACCAAGCCCAACCCGGACUUCAUCUCCACCAUCCGCUCCAAGUUCCCCUCGCCUGACGCCAAGAUCCUCUUCGUCUGCCAAGAAGGCCUCCGCUCGCUCUCCGUGGCGUCGGACCUGGAGAGGCUCGGAUACACCGACGUGGUCAUCACGGAGGGCCUCAACAAGCUGAAGCCAGGAGUAUUCCCCAAGGAGGGUCAGAGGGAGCUUCAGGAGGCAGGAAAGGGAGGGUUCGUUUCCAUCCAGAAGGAGUUCUCCAUCGUUCUCGGGUCUAUCCUCAUCUGCGCCAUUCUCUUCCUCAAGUUCUUCCCAGAACAGGCUGAGGUCAUCUUUGGCAGCCUGUAG
Molecule: messenger RNA, 753 nt
Organism: Closterium sp. Yama58-4
Lineage: Eukaryota; Viridiplantae; Streptophyta; Zygnematophyceae; Desmidiales; Closteriaceae
Source: the annotation of a GenBank genome assembly